AUGCAGAACAUCAGGGAGAAGCUGAAGCGGAAGCUGUCGAUGCACGACAAGAACCCCAACCUUGACGAGGUCGAGACCGAAGACGACGUCGACGAUGAGACGGCAGGCCACUUGCAGAGGGAGAUCGACAAGGCUGAGCGUGAAGGCCACCCUGAGGGUAAGCCGGGUAGUUUCCUCAACAAGCUCAUCUCGCAUGGCAACAAGAAGACGGAGGAGCAGUUGCAGAGGGAACGUGAUCUGUCCAGCGAGAACAAGUAG
This is a messenger RNA of Saxophila tyrrhenica, 258 nucleotides long. RefSeq lists its product as uncharacterized. The record is from RefSeq and is a predicted model, not a curated record. The transcript has 2 exons. NCBI's taxonomy places the organism in Eukaryota, Fungi, Ascomycota, Dothideomycetes, Mycosphaerellales, Extremaceae. The coding region runs from base 1 to 258 and encodes 85 amino acids.